UCGUUUGAAUGGGAGUAGCUUUAUAGACUCGUUCGCUUGUUCGUUCUCAGGGGGAUAUAUCAAAAGAAUCGUUACAUUUUGUUAACAAGUUGAAACUUCCAGGCGACAGCCGAAAUUUUUUUUCCCGAGAUAUAUCUAUAUUACACUCGACGUAAACCUGCAUUCAGUGCCUGGAAUGAGCGUAGAUGCUAAUUUUUGUAUAUCACCAUUUAUCGCUAACGUAGCGGACGGCUAGCCCUUUUAGCAAGCUACUGUUAGCCUCGCCGUCGGUCUGUCGGGGUUAGGAGCAAUUGUAUCUUAAAAAUCAGGCUCUUCAGUCGCGUCGUCAUGGGCGAGGUGGAGCUGUCGUGCCGGGCGUACGUAAAGAUGUACCUGCACGCCUGCCUUUUCCCCCGCUGCAGCGUCAACGGGCUGCUGUUGUCCUCCAGCUCGACAGGGGGCGCCGUCUGCGUGACCGACUGCGUGCCGCUGCUGCACUCGCACCUGUCCCUGGCGCCCGUCACCCAGCUGGCCCUCACACAGGUGGACGUGUGGUGCUCGCAGACACAGCAAAGGAUUGUGGGAUACUAUCAAGCCAAUGCCUGCGUGUCAGACAGCAGCCCAACUCAAGGAGCCCUGAAGAUCGCAGAUAAGAUCGCCGAGCAGUUCGACGGCGCCGUUCUGCUCAUGCUGGACGGUGGCAAAAUGUCUCCAGACUAUCGGGUCCCUCCCAUCGUCAUGUACGAGCGCAAGGACUCAAGAUGGACGCUCAAAGACAAGCACACGAUCAUGCUGAGGCAGUGGGAGGAGACACGCUCGAUUGCCGGCCAGAUGCUGGAGUCGGGCGACCACUCGCUCUUGGUGGAUUUUGACAGCCACCUGGAUGACAUCACCAGAGACUGGACCAAUCAGAAGCUGAACGGCAAGAUCGCCGAGCUGGCCUCGCCGGCCAAUGGGAACAUCUAAACGUAGGGGAGAAUCGCGUGAAGUCGUGUUUUUUGUUUUGUUUUGAGGGAUGACGGCAACAGUCUACUGUAGAAAGAUUUUUGUCUUUUUGUUUGACUAACAUAACAUGAGGACCCCCUCCCCAGUCGUGAGUGUGCUUCGAGCAUUGAAAACCAUGUUGAGUUCAAGGACAUGUAAACGCACACCACGGAGACUCCACUUCACAUUCCACCCAGUUGGACUUGAUCCUGGCUACAUUAAAUGACCCUACCGUG
Messenger RNA from Phyllopteryx taeniolatus (common seadragon), 1199 nucleotides. RefSeq names its product ER membrane protein complex subunit 9 (gene emc9). The record is from RefSeq and is a predicted model, not a curated record. The transcript has 5 exons. Bases 328 to 945 code for a protein of 205 amino acids. Gene Ontology annotation, cellular component: EMC complex. NCBI's taxonomy places the organism in Eukaryota, Metazoa, Chordata, Actinopteri, Syngnathiformes, Syngnathidae.